Molecule: messenger RNA, 171 nt
Organism: Peronospora matthiolae
Lineage: Eukaryota; Oomycota; Peronosporomycetes; Peronosporales; Peronosporaceae
Source: the annotation of a GenBank genome assembly
AUGCGACCGGUCAACCUGAACGAAAGCCGCCGGGCUAUAGAUCUGCUUGUAUGCGAUCCGACGCCGAGUCUGGAGUACUCGCCGUUCCAUUUGCUCGGCCUCCGCUUCCCGGUAUUGCGGCUGCAGCCGCAGCAAAUGCGUGCACGUGAACCAGCAGCUGCGCCAGAUUAG